UUAACCAUUGCAGAAAUGUUUAUUGCAAUUUCAAGCGCUUUUACCCUACUCCUUGUGAGUUUUGCACAUGGCUCAGUGAUUCCUCUUGGAGUAGAGCCCCAAUUGGAACUAGAUGGACGCAUUGUGGGUGGCACUUUGGCUGCAAUUACAACAUUCCCGUGGCAAGUUUCAUUGCAAAAUUCGGGAAAACAUUUUUGCGGUGGUUCCAUCAUCAGUAAUACAAUCAUUGUUACUGCGGCUCAUUGCUUUAAGGAUAUCAAAUCGGCGUCCACUCUUCAAGUUCGUGCUGGUUCCAGUUAUCGUUCCUCAGGUGGUACCCUUUACUCGGUUGCGGCUUAUAAAAUUCACGAGGGAUACAAUGCCAGCACUUUUCUAAAUGACAUAGCAGUGCUGCGUUUGUCCAAGAAAUUAUCUCUGGGCACGACAAUGAAAGCAAUCGAAUUGGCCACCACAACUCCGCCACAUGGUGGAGCAGCAAGAUGUUCGGGCUAUGGUACAACAUCGUAUGAGGGAUAUCUUUCCAGCCAGUUGCGUUAUAUUGACACCAAUAUUGUGGGACGCUCACAAUGUGCCAGUUCUUCAUACGGCUAUGGCUCCAGAAUCAAAGAGACUAUGAUUUGCGCAGCAGCGGAUAAGAAAGACUCUUGUCAAGGCGACUCUGGUGGUCCUCUCGUCUUGAAUGGCCAACUGGUUGGUGUCGUCUCUUGGGGAACGGAAUGUGCAUUAGCCAACUAUCCGGGUGUUUAUGCCAAUGUGGCCGAACUUAGAGAUUGGAUAUUGGCAGCUCAAAAGACCGUUUAAUAUCUUUUAUUAUUGUUAUACAAUAAAACUGACUUUAGCAUUUAA
This is a messenger RNA of Drosophila willistoni, 846 nucleotides long. RefSeq names its product trypsin alpha-3 (gene Ser8). Gene Ontology annotation, biological process: proteolysis. NCBI's taxonomy places the organism in Eukaryota, Metazoa, Arthropoda, Insecta, Diptera, Drosophilidae. The transcript has a single exon. Bases 16 to 801 code for a protein of 261 amino acids. Gene Ontology annotation, molecular function: serine-type endopeptidase activity. The record is from RefSeq and is a predicted model, not a curated record.